Messenger RNA from Lactuca virosa, 956 nucleotides. The record is from the annotation of a GenBank genome assembly. Lineage: Eukaryota; Viridiplantae; Streptophyta; Magnoliopsida; Asterales; Asteraceae.
AUGCACUUGGUGAAUAUGAUGGAGAUUAUUAAGGGACUAUUGGAGAUAAGGAAUGAGACUUUAUGCAACUUAGGGGAAAGCUGUACAGCAGCUGAGAUAAACAUCGAAACCAAUAGUUGCCAUGUUCUUCGAGAGGUUAUACUGCUCACUCCUUACUCGAUUUAUUGUUCAGCGAUCGAUUGCGUUUCUUUGAUGCUCUGUGUUUGUAAUCUUUACAUGCGAACUUUCAGAUCAAUCAGCAAUCUGAUCUUCCAAGUUUUCGCAUUCAUGGGACUCUUAGGAAAAAGUUGUUUUUGUUUGGUUUCUGAAACUUGCAUUCUUAUGAGUUGGGUGAUGGCAAACUGGAAGGGUAAACUCAUAUCUCUAUUCCAUAACAGAGGUUGUUUUGGAUGUCCUAAGGUCCCAUUUAUGAGCAAUGAUAAAAAACAGCCACCUGGAAAUCUGAAAAAAGACAAAACCAUAAAUAUAAAUAAACCCAACCUGGCACAAGACUUUUGGAGCAGCAGCACAUAUGAAAUGGACAACAGUGCUGCCCAGUCACAAUCAUCACUCUCCAUGUCAAACCCUAACCUCGAUUCCCAUUCCAAUUCCAAUUCCAAUUCCAAUUCCAAUUCCACCUCCGGAACCAAUCCUCCGGAAUUCAGAAACCGUGGUCUCCUUCUUUGGAAUCAGACAAGGCAACAAUGGAUUGGAGAUAAGGGUUCUUCUGGUCAACAACGCAAAAAGAAGGGUAAAGAACCUGCCAUAAGUUGGAAUGCAACAUAUGAUAAUCUGCUUGGGACAAACAAGCCUUUUCCAAAGGCAAUUCCUUUACCUGAAAUGGUGAAUUUUCUUGUGGAUGUAUGGGAAGAAGAGGGGUUGUAUGACUGAUGAGAGAUAUAAUCAUAAUCAUAAAUGAUAAUGGAUCGCUAUUUUCUGGGUGUAAAUUAGGCAUACUGGGACAUCACUUUUAGGGG